Molecule: messenger RNA, 546 nt
Organism: Alternaria incomplexa
Lineage: Eukaryota; Fungi; Ascomycota; Dothideomycetes; Pleosporales; Pleosporaceae
Exons: 2
Coding region: 1-546 (181 amino acids)
Biological process (GO): ribosomal large subunit assembly; cytoplasmic translation
Cellular component (GO): cytosolic large ribosomal subunit; ribosome
Molecular function (GO): RNA binding; structural constituent of ribosome
Source: RefSeq, a predicted model, not a curated record
AUGGCCGACCAGAAAGCAUCCAAGUACUACGCUGCCGAGGAGGAGGCGCAGAUGAAGAAGGCGCGCAAGACAGCCCACCCCACCAAGUACCGCGAGUCGCUCGCCCCAGGAACCGUCCUGAUCCUCCUCUCUGGCCGUUUCCGCGGUAAGCGCGUCGUGCUCCUGCGCCAGCUCGAGCAAGGCGUCCUCCUCAUCACCGGCCCCUUCAAGUCCAACGGCGUCCCACUGCGUCGCGUCAACCACCGCUACGUCAUCGCGACCUCCACCGUCGUCGACAUCGCCGGCCUGGACGAAGAAGUCGUCGCGCGCGUCAGCAAGGACGAGUACUGGGCGCGCGAGAAGAAGGACGGCAAGGGCGAGGACGACUUCUUCAAGGACGGCGAGACACCUGCAAAGAAGGAGACGGAUCCUCAGCGGAUAGAAGACCAGAAGAAGGUGGACAAGGCGCUUAUGGCUAAUAUCAAGAGGACACCUGAUCUGGAGUCUUACCUGGGUGCUAGCUUCGCCUUGAGGAGCAGCGAUAGGCCGCAUGAGAUGGUCUUUUAG